GCGCUGCCUCCACCUGAGUUCACAGAACAAGAGGAAAGAUGUUGCAGUCGUGAAAGAUCCGAGUCCUGGGUCUGAGCCGUGUUCGUUACUUUCUGCCAUCAAACUGAAGAGGCGCGUGGGCAACUGUCUUCUUUAACGGAAAUGCCACGUUUUUUUAAGAGGAAGAAGAAUGUGGCCCUGGCAGUGCUACUUCUCGUCACUGGACUGUACCUCUUCAGUCAUUCAGACUUUUCCAUAACGGGUCAGAGAUCGUUGAAGGUGAUUCCCAAAGAGUUAAGUUGGCGGGUCGAGAGACUGGUCAGUAAAGAGUCGUGGGUGGAACAGGGAGACUUCCUGCCUCUCAAUGUGACUUAUCAGCUGCUGGCCGGAGCGCCGUCCUCCCAACAGAGGUUUUUGGCGGUCGGGUUGUCCUCGGUGAGUCGGAAGAAGGGCAGCUACCUCGUCCCCACGCUGCGGUCUCUCUUCUCUCAGUCGUCUCCCAAGGAGCGCUCCGCCAUGGUGGUCGUGGUUCUGCUGGCAGACUUUGACACCAGCUGGAGAAUCGAGACGGCGACGGAGAUAAAAACGACGUUUGCCCCGGAGCUGGAACAAGGCCAGCUUGUGGUCGUCCACGUUCCUCAGGACUGGUACCCGCCUCUUACAGGCCUAAAGAGGAAUUACAACGAUCCUCCUAAUCGGGUAACGUUCCGAUCCAAGCAGAACCUGGAUUACUCCUUCCUCGUCCACUACUGUGCCUCUCUUGGGGAGUACUACCUCCAGCUGGAAGACGACGUCUCCUCUGCAAAGAACUUCCUGACAACCAUUCGGGGACGAAUUGAAGAGCAGAACUCAAAGAAGGGCACGUGGGCGAUGCUGGAGUUCUCGGCCCUCGGCUACAUCGGGAAGCUCUACAAGUCGGCCCACCUUCCUCUUCUGGCCCGCUUCCUCUUCCUCUUCUACCAGGAAAUGCCCUGUGAUUGGUUGAUGACUCACUUCAGAGAGUUGAUGACCCAGCGGGAGACGAUCCUCUUUAAGCCCUCGUUGUUCCAACACAUGGGCACUUUUUCAUCAUUCCAGGGGACGUUCAACAAGCUGAAGGACAAGAACUUUGAGGAAGGGGUCUACUCUAAUCCUUUAGCUGAUGUUUACUCCAACAUGUCCACCUACCAGAAAAAUUACCCCAAACUGGCCUGGGAGGCCGGGAAGAGCUUCUUCUGGGGGCGGUCUCCAGACAAAGGAAGUUACCUGACGGUGGUGUUCCAAAGACCUGCAGUGGUGACGGGGAUAUUAGUAGAAACUGGAUCGGGGGGGAAAGACCUCCUGGACUCGGCUCAGGUGGAGAUAGGCCACCAUGUGGUCACCUCAGGGGACGAGAGGAGCUGUAAGGAGUUCCAGUCAGUGGGAGCUUUUGAAAACGGAAGGUUUGAAAUGCAGAACCUAGAGAAGCAGCACAGCUCUGCCUCUUCGUGUCUGAGGAUACUGGUCACAGCUGCUCAGAAGGACUGGGUGAUCGUUCAGAAAAUCCGGAUCACAACAAAGUCCCGCACAUCCUGA
Messenger RNA from Nematolebias whitei (Rio pearlfish), 1533 nucleotides. Its product is annotated as alpha-1,3-mannosyl-glycoprotein 4-beta-N-acetylglucosaminyltransferase C. The transcript is spliced from 5 exons. The record is from RefSeq and is a predicted model, not a curated record. Gene Ontology annotation, molecular function: acetylglucosaminyltransferase activity. NCBI's taxonomy places the organism in Eukaryota, Metazoa, Chordata, Actinopteri, Cyprinodontiformes, Rivulidae. Gene Ontology annotation, biological process: protein N-linked glycosylation. Bases 142 to 1533 code for a protein of 463 amino acids.